Acanthopagrus latus (yellowfin seabream) is the source of this 4126-nucleotide messenger RNA. It is a transcript of the gene osgn1, whose product is annotated as oxidative stress induced growth inhibitor 1. NCBI's taxonomy places the organism in Eukaryota, Metazoa, Chordata, Actinopteri, Spariformes, Sparidae. The transcript is spliced from 8 exons. The record is from RefSeq and is a predicted model, not a curated record. Bases 199 to 1800 code for a protein of 533 amino acids.
GCGUGCGGCGCUGAGCGGCAGCUGGAGCUUCGAGCUGCACAUGUGCGGAAGAAAAACGGAUAAAAGGAAAAGAGACAAAGCGGCCAGAUGAGUGAAUGAGAGGCGGCAGGGAGGACACACGAGACACGCACCGAGACUCUGUCCCCGCAGGACGACCCACGGCACCGCAUCCCCGCAGACACCCGCGUAUCUGUCAAAAUGGAUCUUCAUGAUAAAGAAAUUCUCUCUGGGGAGAUUUUGCCUGUGGUGAUCAUCGGUAACGGCCCCUCAGGCAUCUGUCUGUCAUACCUGCUGUCAGGUUACACCCCCUACCUGUCACCUGGGGCGUCUCACCCUAACCCCCUGCUGAACAGCAAGCUGAGAGAGCAGCCUCACCUGUCGCUGCUGGAGCAGGAUCUGGAGUAUCUGUGCGAGGGGUUGGAGGGCCGAUCGUCCAAUCCCGUGGCCGUGCUCUUUGAUUCGCUGCUGCUCCCCGACAGUGACUUCGGAUUGGACCACACGUCUCCGCUGGAGUGGCGGUACGAGGCGGAGCGCGCCAUCCCUCACCUGGUGCUGGGGAAGGGUCCACCUGGAGGAGCCUGGCAUGCUAUGGAGGGCUCCAUGCUAACUCUCAGCCUCGCUAACUGGAUGGAGCUGCCCGGCCUCAAACUGAAGGACUGGAUGAGAGAGAAACGCAGGAAUGUACGAAACGACCGGGCCACACCAGCAGAGAUCGCCUCCUACUAUCAACACUACGUUUCCCAGAUGUCCCUGGAGCAGAGCUUCGCCUGUGGAACCACCGUCACCUCAGUGACCCGACAGCCUGCCAGCCCGGACGGGUCGCCGCCCUGCUGGAGAGUGACGGGCCUGCAGCGUAGAGAGGGAGAAGAGCUGGCAGAUGGUUCCUCUGUUUCGGAGGAGGUGCCUUUCUCUCUUCUGGCCCACAACGUGGUGUUGGCAACGGGGACCCACGACAUCCCGGCCAGGCUCGGCGUGGAGGGCGAGUCCCUGCCCUUCGUCUGCCACUCGUUCUGGGAGCUGGAGGCGGCCAUCUCUCGCGGCGAGCUCGACCAGUCAUCAGACCCCGUGCUGGUGGUGGGGGCGGGGCUCACGGCGGCAGAUGCGGUUCUGGCGGCCCACCAUCUCAACACACCCGUCUACCACGCCUUCAGACGCUCUGUCACCGACCCCGGCCUCAUCUUCAACCAGCUGCCCAAGCUGCUGUACCCCGAGUACCACAAGGUUCACCAGAUGAUGACUCAGCAGCAGCAGCGGCCGAGCGCUCCAGCACCGGACCAGGCUCAGAACCUCAACGACAACUCCACCUCGUCCUCUUCUUCCCCGUCCCCGUCCUCCUACACAGGUUACCUGAGCUUCCCACGCCACCGGGUCGUGGCGUUCCGGCCCGACAGGAAGUGUAUCCUGGAGUCAGAGUCCGGCCAGCGGACGGUGGUCCAGGUCUCCAAGGCGCUUGUUCUAAUCGGCGCUCAUCCCAAUCUCUCCUUUCUGGAGGACAACGGUCGUCCACUUGGCAUCUACCAAAACGAGACCAUCACCUGCCGGAGGAACCCGAUUGAGGUCGACCCGUUCACGAACAGCGUGGUCGCGGCGGACGGGCCGGGCAUGUACGCCAUGGGGCCAUUAGUGGGCGAGAACUUUGUCAGGUUCCUGAAGGGAGGAGCGCUGGCUAUCGCGAGCAACAUAGCCAAGAAACAGAGGGAGGAGAGCGGAAGAGAGGAAGGGGAUUUCACCAUUGACAGGGUAAUGGAGAGAUGGGCGGACAGACAGGCACGAGCAGGCGUUUGUGUUCUGGAUUCGUAGCAGGUUUUUCCUGGGAGUGGGACUGAAGCAAACUCCAAUCUGAUCCAAGCUAUGGAUCCAGACAAAACAGGAACUGCUGCAAUCAAAAGCCUUAGGCCAUCCAGAAUUCACAGAGUAGGGAAAUCAAACGCGCUGCUAUGCCCGGACUUGCACUGGUUUGAAUGCGCCUGAUAUCUUCUGAGAUCUGCUGCAGAUCUGAGGUGUCACGCGGCUCGAUGUCGACGGCCGUGUUGGCGAAAAUCCUGCAGAAAUACAGGUCGGUCAUAUGUAAGUUGGAGUGAUGGAGGGAGAAUGAGGAAGGUGCUGUGAUGGAGGAGAGGUGGGUGUGUUUGGGUCAUCCUCCAUCUUAUUUCAAAGGUCCUGAUGUACAUGUUUACCGACUGGAAGCUGUUUCUGGAUGCAGUAACGACUUUGCGUUGUGACGUUUCACCUGGAGCUUCUCGUCGCCGCCCCCUGGUGGCCAAACGAUGCAACUGCGAAACUAUUCAAAAAUGACCUCAAACAUAUUAUCUUCCACAUAUUUGGCAUUAUCUGUAAGGCAGUUUAUAAUAAUGUGCUGGUGACACUUAUGUCUGUUAUAAGUUUAAAUCAUUAUAUUGGUUUGAGGUUUUAGUGUAUGACGGGCAACAGGCAAGUUCCAAGUUUUUGCUAAAUACUGUGUUUCCAAAUGACAACCCUGAUUCCGAAACAGAUUGGACGCUGUGUAAAACGGGUGUGAAAACAGAAAGCAAAUAUUAAAUACAGUUUAACAAAGUGUUUUUUGAGCAUAUGUGGUAAUAUGCUUUAUACCAGGGCGGCCCAAAGUGUGGCCCGUGGGUCAAAGAUGGCCCUUCAGAUGUUUCUAGUAAAAAGAAAAUAAGAAAGGAAAGAAAACUGUGAUAAAGAUAACUAUUGUUUAUUUUUUAAUUGGGUAAAAAUGCUCUUUAAAUAUGUAGGAUCUCUAUGUAAUACUUGUUUUUCAUAAUCUGAGCACGAUGGGCAGAGUGACUUUCUACAAGACGUCACUAAAUUACGGCAACUUGGUAUCGUAGAUCUACGAAAAGCCCUGCGAGUAAGAAUAUAAUUAACCAAGAAAGAUUUACCCGACAACAAAUGAUCACGUUCUGUUUUAUUUAUGUCCAACACAGCAUCACAACUCUUCUUGGAAUCAGAGUUGCACUUUAUAAACGUGCUUCGAAUCUCAGCUCACAUCUGGCUCCAGUUAUUUACACUCAACAGUUGAAGGUUGAAGAGGUGAUCCUCAUCACUCAGAGCGCCCUGAUCACUACAGUAACUAAACAUGACCAAAAAAAAAAGAAAAUGAGCCACGUUGCCUCGGCCUCGCACUUUCCAACAGUGUACGAAGAGCGUAAUUAACAUGUUUCUGUUGUUAAAGAUGUUUUUACCGUGUGCGGUCUUCUGCUACAUGUUACAACACUACACUGUCACUGUUGCUGUUUCCACAAAACACACAACUAGUUGUCAGUUGUCAUGUCAUUUUCUACUGAUUUAUAUUUUGGGUUUGUGACUCUAUGGUGCUUUUAUUUUUCUAUGUUAAUGAGACUUUUAGUCACUUCACAGCAACUGUACCUACCUGACAUCUUUGUAAAUCUUUGUGAUUGUGAAAAGAUUUUAUACGUAACAAAAACAAAAAACAGAGAAACUUGUAUAUUUGUUUUUUCUGGAAUUCCUCUCACUGAAAAUGUUUAAUUUGCUGCUUUUUGUAACAUCAGAAAUAUUAACAUUGAAUGAAUGAAGAGAUACUCAGCACUGGUUUGUUCUUAUUUCCACAUGAAUCCACCACGUCUGUAAGAAUAAUAAGGAAAAACUGAAUUUUGUCUUGUGGUUUAACAGAAUAAUUCACUUGACAUCACAUUGAUUUCAGCUGUAAUAAAGAUAUUCUCAUUAUAGUUCAUUGUUAUUAUCAGAGAGGACUGUGAAAACAACCAUAUUUUAGAGGGAAAACAAGAAAAUCCGUUAAAAAAAAGACCAAUCAGUGAUCUAAAUUGAUGUCCACCAUGUUUUUCUAAAGAUUAACACGUUUUUGCCUUUUUAUUCUGUAAUAACAUUUGACACCUGCUGCCUGGAUGCUGACAGCGAGCUUUAAUCUUGCCUUGAGACACUUUAUUCACAGCAAUACAUUUUGUUUUAUGUGAAACAAACGCCUCCAUCUGAAUGUCUCUCUUUUGUUUUAAAAACAUGUCGUUCAUAGCUGUUUUCAUCCUGUUUGUAUUACUGAGGUGAUUCAUGUGUCCAAUAAGUUUCCAUCUGUAUUGGCAGUAAAAUCUGUAUUUUCCAUAUUCAUUUUUCUGUGGGUUUCUAUUAAAAGGCAGUUUUUCAUCAAACA